Paramecium tetraurelia is the source of this 1128-nucleotide messenger RNA. RefSeq lists its product as uncharacterized. The transcript is spliced from 8 exons. NCBI's taxonomy places the organism in Eukaryota, Ciliophora, Oligohymenophorea, Peniculida, Parameciidae. The record is from RefSeq and is a predicted model, not a curated record.
AUGUUUGCUCUCCUCAUUUAUGUAUUGAUCGAAAGUCUUAAAUGUCAAAUGGAUGCUGUGUUCAGAGGCAACAAUAAUAAAAUAUUGAUUAGAUUAGUAUAAAUAGAUUGGGAGUACUCUAAAUUUAUUUAAUAAUUCGAUAUGCUUAAUCGUGCAAUUAAUAUUGGUUUCCGUAAAGCAUUGCCUCAAUAUACAUUCUCAUCGAGAAAUGGGCCAUACAAUCCAAACCGAUAUAGACAUUAUUUGAACCCAAACUUUUUCUAAUCCAACAAGGAAAUUGCUGAUAUAGCUAAAUCACAAUAAGUGCCCCUUCCAGUGCGUAAUGUCAGACAUGUCAAUCCAGUCAGACAAUCAGGCCCACUACCUCCCUAUGAUGGUCCAUACACUAUGGAAGAUGUAAGAGCUGUUUGGCAAAAUACUUCCCUUGGUAGACAAGGUACAUGGAGUUGUUAGAUGGAUCCAGAUGAAAUCAUGAGAAGAGUACCAGGAAUCACAAGAAGGGAAGUUGAGAAGAUCUUGAAUAUGGGAUUAACACCAUAAGAAUAAGUGGAUUUCGCAUAUCUAGUUUAUAAUUGUGGUUUCGAUGUGGAUUAUGUUCCAAACAGUGUUUAUGUUGCAAGAUAAGUUGUGACCAAUUCAAAAGGUGAGAAGGUUGAAAUCCUUUGGAAUGUUCAAGUUUUGGAGGAUUUGGCUAAGUUGCCUGUUGGAUUUGCACCAGUUAGGGAAUUGAUAGAUUACCAUUGGGAAAUUUUCCUGUGGUCAGAUCCUAUGAUCAAACCUACAGGUGACUUGGAUUUGGGUGUGCCUAAUACUUGGUUUGAAUAUGAAUGCGAAUGGGGAGGUGAAAUGGUUGGAAUUGAAGAUCAAUUCAAUAUUCCCGAGAGUGAUAGAGUCUUUCCUUCACCCAGAAAUCCAAAUUGCAGAAGAGAGUUAUGGAAAUCUUAGGAUGAUAUCUAAGAACAAUUGGAAAUGGAAGAUGAAAAUUGGUAUCCCAAGGGAACAUCCUACAACAUUUAUUAAUAAGCUGACUACAAGAAAGUAACUAAAUCAGACAGCACAUUCUAAGAAAAAAUAUGAUAUUUUAAGCAUAUUGAAUCAAAAUUAAAUAAUAUUAUUCUAUUUUUCAAA